Dracunculus medinensis (Guinea worm) is the source of this 1338-nucleotide messenger RNA. NCBI's taxonomy places the organism in Eukaryota, Metazoa, Nematoda, Chromadorea, Rhabditida, Dracunculidae. The record is from the annotation of a GenBank genome assembly.
AUGAGCAAGAGUGAAGUUGACGAAACAGAGGUGAAGCAGGAACUCGUGGAUUAUGUUAUUGUUGCAGAAACAGAUGAUGGUGAGCAAAUUGAGCUACCAACAUUGCCAGAGGAUGGAUCACUUGGGUUCAGUACACUUACCCAUGCUUUCCCUGGUGCUCAUGGUUUGAAAUACAAAACUGCUAAUGGAGUUAGCCGGGCUUUAUUAAUAGAUCCAUCUGGAACUCGUUUUUUUCCUCCUGCUGAUGGUUGGAAAGGAAAAACAUUUUUUGUUAUAUAUAGUCAGAGUCGUGGACCAGGUGAUCAAAAUACGAAGCGCAAGAAGAUGAUGGAUGAGAGUGAUGAUGGUAGCAGUGCGGACGAUAUACAAGGGGGUGCGAAGCAAAAGCGGCUGGAAGAACCUCCUGAGAAGACAAGUACAGAUCUGAUCGUUCUUGGAAUUCCAUUCAAAACAACCAGCGAGACAGCCAGAGCAUACUUCGAAACUUUUGGUGAAGUCGUCAUGUUUGAUUUAAAAACGGAUGUGGCUGGAAAUUCUAAAGGAUUUGGUUUUGUAAGAAUGAAGGAUUAUGAUGCACAGUUAAGAGUGCUAGCGAAACCAAUACACGAAAUCGACGGUCGCCGCUGUCAAGUUAGAAUUCCUUUAUCUAAGGGUGAAGCGAAUUUUCCUUUGGUAGCACGAAUAUUUGUCGGAAGAGUCCCAGAAAAAAUGACUACAGAAGAUCUCAAAAGCUUUUUCAACAAUGAGGCUGCUAAAAUCGAUCCAUCAGCAACGGUAAAGUUGGUUACAGAUGUGUUCAUUCCUCGCCCUUUUCGUUCUUUUGCGUUCGUGAAUUUCUCUAGCGGAGUUGUGGCUAAAGAAAUAAUCAGAGGAGGUGAUUAUAUAAUUAAUGGUUCAUCUGUCGCUGUUAGCGCUGCUGCUCCUAGAGAACCUGAUUAUUCUCCCAGAGUACCGCAGAAAAUAAUGUAUGGGCGGAAUCGGUCUAAUGCUUCAUUUUCUCGUAAACAUCAUGCACCGUUUGAGACAUUUCCGCCUGAUUCGCAGAGUAUGUAUUAUGACAACUUCGAUGCAUCAGACAACUGGAGAGUUGGUGCAUACAGAGGCUCGGAUAAUCGAGGAUCUAACAGAUUUUCUCCAGGAUAUUCUAGCACAUCUCGUUAUGGCUCAAAUGCACGCAGUGGCACAAGUCAGGCACUUGCUUCUGGCCUUGAUGCACUCAAUUUAAAUAAAAUGAACGUCAACCCAGAAGUGAUGGAUGCUGCAUGGCAGGCUUUUUGGAGUACUUUGAAUAAUAAUGGUGGUGGAUCAUCUAGUUCAAAUCCAUCCAGUAAGUGGUGA